AUGGGCGAUUUGCAAGCAACUUAUGAUCAAAUUAAGAAAGCUGGAAAAAAUAGCGUAGAUGGCAUAGUAAAGUGGCUGCAGGAUUCUCAAAUCAUCGACAAAGCGAAAGAAAGUGAGGACAAAGUACGAUCAUAUUUCGAUGACGCCGCCGACAAGACUGAAAUAACCGCCGAAAAGUUCAAAGAGGCUGUGGGUAAAAUAGCCAAUGAACAGAAGAAGAAUGUUAAAGACAUUUCCAAGUGCUUGGCGGAGUAUGGGAGUACGUUGCUGAAUGCUUUAAAAGCGGGCGCGCAAGCGGGGGCUAGCGCGUUCAAAGAAACGAUGGACAAAAAAUAGCGUCGAACCA
Messenger RNA from Cydia amplana, 346 nucleotides. RefSeq lists its product as uncharacterized. Gene Ontology annotation, molecular function: tubulin binding. Gene Ontology annotation, biological process: microtubule polymerization. The record is from RefSeq and is a predicted model, not a curated record. Bases 1 to 336 code for a protein of 111 amino acids. Lineage: Eukaryota; Metazoa; Arthropoda; Insecta; Lepidoptera; Tortricidae. The transcript is spliced from 3 exons.